Messenger RNA from Ogataea polymorpha, 320 nucleotides. RefSeq lists its product as uncharacterized. Gene Ontology annotation, molecular function: structural constituent of ribosome. Gene Ontology annotation, biological process: endonucleolytic cleavage in ITS1 to separate SSU-rRNA from 5.8S rRNA and LSU-rRNA from tricistronic rRNA transcript (SSU-rRNA, 5.8S rRNA, LSU-rRNA); endonucleolytic cleavage to generate mature 3'-end of SSU-rRNA from (SSU-rRNA, 5.8S rRNA, LSU-rRNA); translation. Gene Ontology annotation, cellular component: cytosolic small ribosomal subunit; ribosome. Bases 53 to 316 code for a protein of 87 amino acids. The transcript is spliced from 2 exons. The record is from RefSeq and is a predicted model, not a curated record. Lineage: Eukaryota; Fungi; Ascomycota; Pichiomycetes; Pichiales; Pichiaceae.
CUGAAAUUUUUAGAGAAAACUAAACCUUGAAAUAUAUCUAUACACAAGCAAAAUGGAAAACGAUAAAGGUGAACUCGUUGAAUUGUACAUUCCAAGAAAGUGUUCUGCCACCAACAGAAUUAUUAAGGCUAAGGACCACGCUUCUGUCCAAAUCAACAUUGCCAACGUUGAUGAGGAGGGAAGAGCUAUUCCAGGCUCUCACACCACCUACGCUUUGUGUGGAUACAUCAGAGGAAGAGGUGAGGCUGACGACUCUUUGAACAGACUCGCUCAACAGGAUGGUUUGCUCAAGAACGUCUGGUCUUACUCCCGUUAAGCAG